AACUAACAUAAAUGUAGUUCAAAUAAAUGUGGUAAAUUUUGAUAUGCAAUGUUACUAAUACAACUUGUUACAGCUUCGUGUCUAUUUUUUCAUGUAAUUUUGGCAACUGUUGAUUACUGCCAAUUAUCAUGUGGAGAUGAGGUUAAUACUGCUUGUUCCGGAGCACCAUGGAAAUGUGGGAGAAGAGACAAUUGUAAAAAAAUGUGUACGAAGGAUGGACUAACAAAAGAAGAAAAACAUACUAUUUUACACCUUCAUAAUUAUUAUAGAAAUGAAAUUGCAACAGGCCGAGAAAAAAGAGGUAAUCAGCCGGAAGCAGCAGAUAUGAUGGAACUGACAUACGAUGAUGAUCUUGAAUAUUUGGCACAAUGUUCAACAAACAGAUGUAAAUACGAGCACGAUACAUGUAGAAAAACAGAGAAGUAUAGCAGCGUUGGUCAAAAUAUAGGAUUACACAGCACUAAUGCCGAUAGUUCUAAUAGAACACAAAUCAUUGUUAACCUAGUUCGUCGCUGGUACGAUGAGGUUACUGAUGUCAAAAGGGAAGAUAUAGAAAAUUUUGGAUUGAGCGAUAGAACGGAAUCUAUUGCUCAUUAUACACAACUAGUUUGGUCUGAAACGAAGCAAGUCGGUUGUGGAUUAACAAUGAAUGAAGAAGAUAAUAUAUAUAAUUUCUAUUUAGCUUGCAAUUAUGGACCAAUGGGAAAUGUUCUAAAUGGCAGUGUUUACAAAAUUGGAAACACGAGAUCGGAAUGCUCCACCGAUAGUGGUCAUAAUGAUUGGUCGGGAUUAUGCUGAUAGCACAGGAUGUAAUUAAUGCUAGAUAUUUUGUAACUGAUGACCAAAUAAAUAAAUCUCUAAAAAUUUGUUUUCAAACUAUCUUAUUAUUGACGAAACAGAACGUUCAAAGUCAAUAUACAAGACAAAAUUGAACAAAAUGAACUGUCAAAUUCAUGCAUCAAUGUUAAAGUGAAAGUGUAUAUCUACCAAGAGUUGAUACGAGGUUGUUUCUACAAAUAAGUUCUGUUCUGGUAAACCCCAAUGUAUCUUUAGAAAGUUACAAGCCCAUGAUAAGAGAUUUCCACUCAUACAAACCAGUCCAGGGAAACUGAGAACACUUAGAAGAUCAAUUUUGCUCGAGGAAACUUUCAAUUUCAAAGAAUGAAGAAAAUAAUGAUCACUUUUGAUAUUGAAGAUGAACCUCUCAAAUUUGAGAAAUGAAAAUAGAAUACGUUGAAAAAUAUUAAAGAAAAAGUCGAGAAAAGAAUAAGAGAGAAGACUAAGGAAAGAGAUAUGACUGACAGUGACUCAUCAGAUCCGAAUCCUUGGGUUAUUUCUGGAUAUAGAACAGAUUGUGUGCUUUUUUCUGUAAUGGAAAAUAUGGUGAGGAUGAACUGUGCUUUUAGUUGUAUAUUUGUUAAUAUUACAAGAUGCAGUGAAUAAGUCUAGUAAACUGUGAGUUUAACUUCAAUAAUGAUGUGUGAUUAUUGUGACUAACUGACUAAUGACGUCCUUCAAAAUAGUAUCAAAAUGUUUUCAAAACGUUUUCAUGUCAUAACUUAUCCCACUACGAAUAGAAUAGAAUUUCAUAAUUGCAUGGAGUCAGAUAAUUGGUUUUAUCGAUCUCAAAAUGUUAAUUGGAAUAUACUAUACUGUUUUUUAUUUGAACUAAGAUAGUAACCAACACCUGUACUCAACAAAUUCUCGACAGAAAACAAUCAAGGAUAUAUCGAGAUACUAGAUAAUUAUAUCAAAAUGAUUAUAGAACUCUCUAGCAAUAUGAAGAAAAAGUUGAUAAUUUAAUUGUAUGUUUUGUAGUUUGAUUCCAAUAAAAACAACAUGUUAGAAUCAAA
Molecule: messenger RNA, 1853 nt
Organism: Diorhabda sublineata
Lineage: Eukaryota; Metazoa; Arthropoda; Insecta; Coleoptera; Chrysomelidae
Product: venom allergen 5.02-like
Exons: 5
Coding region: 49-798 (249 amino acids)
Cellular component (GO): extracellular region
Source: RefSeq, a predicted model, not a curated record